Paramuricea clavata is the source of this 372-nucleotide messenger RNA. The record is from the annotation of a GenBank genome assembly. NCBI's taxonomy places the organism in Eukaryota, Metazoa, Cnidaria, Anthozoa, Malacalcyonacea, Plexauridae.
AUGGACAGUAUCAAAUCCGUGUUAACCAGUGAAACAACAAUGGCUUAUUAUAAUCCCUCGCACAAAAUUGAAGUUCUUGUAGAUGCAAGUCCAGUUGGUCUUGGUGCUAUACUUGUCCAAUAUCCUACCACUAGAGAUCACAGUGCUUCGCCACGUAUUGUCAGUUAUGCCAGUCGGGUAUUAACUCCUGUAGAGACUCGCUAUUCACAAAUUGAGCGAGAAGCUCUGGCUAUUGUCUGGUCAUGUCAUAAAUUUCAUCUAUAUUUAUAUGGUACCCAAUUCUCUGUUAUUACUGAUCACAAGCCACUGGAACGUCUUUUCAACGACCCACAAAGCAAACCACCUGCUCGUAUUGAACGAUGGUUAUUAAAG